UCCUCCAGCAGCGUCAGCUUUACCGAUGUGUGGACUGAGCUGGAAGACGGUUGUGUUGUAGCUCAGAUAGUUCAUCAGUUGAAGUAACGAUGAGUUCGGUUCAGUAUAUGAGAGAGUUGAUCAAAGAGCGACUAACUGCUGCUGCUGAAGAAAUAUUCACAGAGUUUGAAAAAACCAUCGUCCAGUACGAGGAAGAGCUCGAUCGUCAGCGCAGACUGCUGGAUAACAUCUGGAAACCACAGAUAGCGAUACACACGACAGAUCUCCCACAGCAACAUGUCUGCAAGGACGACGUUCUCACUGACCAGCACAUUUGUGACCAGCACAUCUGUAACCGCGAGAGGAAUUCCAGUUUGGACCUGGAGGAUGCAGAGUCUCCACAUAUUAAAGAGGAACAGGAGGAACUCGGCACCGGUCUGGACCAGGAGGACGCAGCGUCUCCACAUAUUAAAGAGGAACAGGAGGAACUCUGCACCAGUCUGGACCAGGAAGAUCCCAAGCUUUCACAGAUUAAAGAGGAACAGGAGGAAGAGCAGCUUUGUAUUAAACAGGAGACUGAUACCUUUAUGGUGACUAUUACAUAUGAAGAAAGUAACCACAGUGAACCAGAAUCAAACAGUGACCAGCUCCUCCUUCAAAACUGUUCAGUAGCUGAGAGCCCAGGUCAGGACGGAAGUAAGCAUGUAGACUCAGGAUCACCUACUGAUGUGGAGUGUAAGCGAAAGAUGAGACAUCAAAGAAACAGCAGUGACAAUAACGAUAACUCUCCUCUGCCAGAGAGUUCCAGUAAUACUGACACAGAGGAAAAGUCUGUAAAAUGUGAUGUUUGUGGUGUAGUGUUUGAGGAUGCAUUCAAAAUGAAAAAACAUCACAGAAUCCACACAGGUGGGAAGCCGUAUGCCUGUAAAACAUGUGGGAUAAGUUUCAGUUUUAGCUCUCAGCUAAAAACCCAUAUGAUAAUCCACACAGGUGAGAAACCAUUUUCUUGCAAGACAUGUGGGAAAAGUUUCAGUCUAAGUUGUAAUUUGUUGCGACACAUGAGAACUCACACCGGUGAGAAGCCGUAUUUGUGCAAAACAUGUGGGAAAAGUUUCAGUCAACGUGGUCAUUUAUUGUCCCACAUGAGAAUUCACACAGGUGAGAAGCCUUAUUCUUGCAAAAUUUGUGGCAAAAGUCUGAGCCGUAGUCAUGAUUUAUUAUCCCACAUGAGAAUACAUACAGGUGAGAAACCUUAUUUUUGUGAGACUUGUGGUAGAAAUUUCAGUCAACGCUGUAGUUUGCUGGCUCACAUGAGAACUCACACAGGUGAGAAGCCGUAUUCUUGUGAAACAUGUGGGAAAAGUUUCAGUCGACGUGGUCAUUUAACUGUUCACGUAAGAACACACACAGGGGAGAAGCCAUAUUCUUGUAACACGUGCGGGAAAAGUUUUUGUCAACGUCGUGAUUUAAUGUACCACAUGAGGACGCACACAGGUGAGAAACCAUAUUCUUGCAACACAUGUGGGAAAAGUUUCAGUCAACGUCGUGAUUUAUUGUACCACAUGAGAAUUCAUGCAGGUGAAAACCCGUGUUCCUAUGAAACAUGUGAGAAAAGUUUCAGUCAGAGCGGUAGUUUGUUGCACCACAUGUGAGCUCAGAUGAGAAGCUGUAAUCCUGAAACAUCUGUGGGAAACAAAUUUGAAAAACGUAACAAUAUGUCAAGGUUUAAAAUAGAUCUUUCAGCUUAAGUGCCUUUCGACCGCUUCAGCAGUGAUUCUGUGAGUUAAUUGUUAAUUGCAUGUCACACUGUGAGACAUGGAUCUGAUAAAAUCUCUGAAACAGUCCAAUGAAUACAUGGUGACUCUCACAGAACCACGUUAAAUUUACAAGGGAAAGAUAACGGGAGCUGGGCUGCAAGGUGGCGCAGUUGGUAGCACUGAUACCUCGCAGCAAGAAGGUCGCCGAUUCAUG
Stegastes partitus (bicolor damselfish) is the source of this 1950-nucleotide messenger RNA. RefSeq names its product zinc finger protein OZF-like. The transcript is spliced from 2 exons. Gene Ontology annotation, biological process: regulation of transcription by RNA polymerase II. Lineage: Eukaryota; Metazoa; Chordata; Actinopteri; Pomacentridae. The record is from RefSeq and is a predicted model, not a curated record. Gene Ontology annotation, cellular component: nucleus. The coding region runs from base 90 to 1631 and encodes 513 amino acids. Gene Ontology annotation, molecular function: DNA-binding transcription factor activity, RNA polymerase II-specific.